Messenger RNA from Penicilliopsis zonata CBS 506.65, 966 nucleotides. RefSeq lists its product as hypothetical. The transcript has 3 exons. Lineage: Eukaryota; Fungi; Ascomycota; Eurotiomycetes; Eurotiales; Aspergillaceae. The record is from RefSeq and is a predicted model, not a curated record. Gene Ontology annotation, cellular component: cytoplasm. Bases 1 to 966 code for a protein of 321 amino acids.
AUGCCUUCUCUUGUUGGAAAGGAAAUAGGAGCCACCGGCUAUGGGAUGAUGAGAUUGACUUGGAAUACUCAGCUGCCGUCUGAAGAGCAGAGCUUUGAGACCUUGGACACAGCCUUGGACCUUGGUGCGAACUUCUGGAACGGCGGGGAGCUUUACGGCCCCGUGGACUUCAACUCUUGCCAUUUGCUCAACAAGUAUUUCACAAAGUACCCCGAGAAGGCAGACAAGGUUAUAUUGAGCAUCAAGGGAGGCAAUAAGGUCGGGGAACUCGUAUGGGAUGGGUCCGAGGCCAACAUUCGCCGCAGCGUGGACGAAUGCCUCCGGAUCCUGGACGGGAAGAAGACGAUCGAUAUCUUCGAAUGCGCCAGACAAGACCCCAAGACCACCGUCGAGCAGACGGUGACUAUCUUGGCCCAGUAUGUCAAGGAGGGCAAAAUCGGCGGGAUCGGUCUGAGCGAAGUGGAUGCUGAGACUGUCCGGCGGGCGCACAAGGUCCAUCCUAUCGCCGCGGUUGAAGUAGAAUUAUCACUCUUCGACACCCAUAUCCUCGAAGAUGGCACGGCAAAGGCCUGCGCAGAGCUCGGAAUCCCCGUCGUCGCCUACUCGCCCUUGGGCCGGGGAAUUCUAGCCGGUGCCUUUACAAACCUAUCCGAAGUCCCAAAGGGCGAGUUCGUUCACUUGUUGCCUAGGUUCCAGGGUGAAGCCAUGGAGCAAAACCUCAAAUUGGUGAACGCGGUCAAGGAACUCGCCGCUCGCAAGAACGUUGCACCUGCUCAGAUUGCUCUGGCCUGGGUCCUGGCUUUGAGCGAAAAGCCAGGUAUGCCAACCAUGAUACCAAUUCCCGGAGCCACUACCAAGGACCGAGUCACCCAAAAUAUGAGAGGCGUACCGGUUCUGUCGGAUGCAGACCUGGCCGAGAUUGAUGCUAUUCUAAAGCUGCACGAGGUCAUUGGUGACCGCUACUAG